GCCCUGCCCGCCCAACGUCGGCGCGGAAGGCAGGGCGAGGAGUCGCCCGGGCUGUGACACGCACAAGGCAGGGAGCCGCAGAAAAGGGGGACUGAAUUGCUACUUAGUCCAGGAGAGGUGGCUCACCCCUGUAAUCCCAGCACUUUGGGAGGCCAAGGCAGGCGAAUCACUUGAGGUCAGGAGUUCGAGACUAGCCUGACCAACGUGGUGAAGCCCCGUCUGUAUUAAAAAUACAAAAAUUAGCCGGGCGUGGUGGCCCGCGCCUGUAGUCCCAGGUAUUCUGGAAGCUGAGGCGGGAGGACCGCUUGAACCCAGGAGGUGGAAGUUGCGGUGAGCCCAGAUCGUGCCACUGCACUUCAGCCUGGGCGACAGAGUGAGACUCCGUCUCAAAAAUAUAAAUAAAUAAAAAAUAAAAACUAAAUAAAAGAAUUACUACUUAGUAGCCAAGGAUUGUUACGGCGCGGGGACGGGGGAUACAGCGGUUGUUAAGGGGGUCCUUGGGGGCAGGACCAUUUUAGGUGCAGGAUAAGGGAGCAGGGCUCUCUUUUCCUCUCCUUUUCUUUUUAAAAUUUUUACUUUUUUUUUUUUUUUUUUUGACAGCUCUUGCUCUGUCGCUCAGGCUGGAGUGCAGUGGCGCGAUCUCAGCUCACUGCAGCCUGUGCCUCCUGGGCUCAAGUGAUCCUCUUGCCUUAGCCUCCCGAGUAGCUGGGACUACAGACGCCCGCCACCACCCCGGCUAAUGUUUGUAUUUUUUGUAGAGAGGGAUUUCGCCAUGUUGCCCAGCCUGGUCUCGAUCAUCCAGCCUCGGCCUUCCAGAGUACUGAGAUUACAGGCGGAAGCGCCCGACUCCUAGGGCUAUUUUUUGAUAAUUGGACUCGACUCUCCUCACCCACUCCUUCCUUAGCCAAAUCUACUGAGAAACGACUUUCAGGUGGACUCCCCCUCCACCCAUCCGAGGGCAAACUCCUGCCGGACUGUAAGACCUUGGCCGCCCUCUCGCCUGGCCUGGGUCCCUCGAAUGAAUGUACAUCCGCCAACUGCGCGGCCCCUCCCACCGCAGCCCCGCGCGGGGCCCCAGGAUCGCAGGACCGCGGCGGCCGCAGGGAGGUGGGUUGGGAACAGGAAGGAAGUCCCCCUCGAUGCCCCGCGGGAUGGCUGACCCUUCCGGGCGGCAGACGGACCUUGGUCUCCGAGCCUCCCCUUCGCGAUGCGGAGGACGCGGGACAGAGGCCACCAUGUUCAGCCAGCAGCAGCAGCAGCAGCUCCAGCAACAGCAGCAGCAGCUCCAGCAGUUACAGCAGCAGCAGCUCCAGCAGCAGCAAUUGCAGCAGCAGCAGUUACUGCAGCUCCAGCAGCUGCUCCAGCAAUCCCCACCACAGGCCCCGUUGCCCAUGGCUGUCAGCCGGGGGCUCCCCCCGCAGCAGCCACAGCAGCCGCUUCUGAAUCUCCAGGGCACCAACUCAGCCUCCCUCCUCAACGGCUCCAUGCUGCAGAGAGCUUUGCUUUUACAGCAGUUGCAAGGACUGGACCAGUUUGCAAUGCCACCAGCCACGUAUGACACUGCCGGUCUCACCAUGCCCACGGCAACACUGGGUAACCUCCGAGGCUACAGCAUGGUAUCCCCAGGCCUCACAGCCCCCAGCCUGACAGCCCCCAGCCUCACACCCCCACAACUGGCCACUCCAAAUUUGCAACAGUUCUUUCCCCAGGCCACUCGCCAGUCCUUGCUGGGACCUCCUCCUGUUGGGGUCCCCAUGAACCCUUCCCAGUUCAACCUUUCAGGACGGAACCCCCAGAAACAGGCCCGGACCUCCUCCUCUACCACCCCCAAUCGAAAGGAUUCUUCUUCUCAGACAAUGCCUGUGGAAGACAAGUCAGACCCCCCAGAGGGGUCUGAGGAAGCCGCAGAGCCCCGGAUGGACACACCAGAAGACCAAGAUUUACCGCCCUGCCCAGAGGACAUUGCCAAGGAAAAACGCACUCCAGCACCUGAGCCUGAGCCUUGUGAGGUGUCCGAGCUGCCAGCAAAGAGAUUGAGGAGCUCAGAAGAGCCCACAGAAAAGGAACCUCCAGGGCAGCUACAGGCGAAGGCCCAGCCGCAGGCCCGGAUGACAGUACCGAAACAGACACAGACACCAGACCUGGUGCCUGAGCACCUGGAAGCCCAAGUGCUGCCACAAUUCCAGCCACGGGUCCUGCAGGUCCAGGCCCAGGUGCAGUCACAGACUCAGCCGCGGAUACCACCCACAGACACCCAGGUGCAGCCGAAGCUGCAGAAGCAGGCACAAACACAGACCUCUCCAGAGCACUUAGUACUGCAACAGAAGCAGGUGCAGCCACAGGUACAGCCACAGGCACAUUCACAGGGCCCAAGGCAGGUGCAGCUGCAGCAGGAGGCAGAGCCGCUGAAGCGGCUGCAGCCCCAGGCACGUUCACAGCCCUCAAGGCAGGUGCAGCUGCAGCUGCAGAAGCAGGCCCAGACACAGACGUAUCCACAGGUCCACACACAAGCACAGCCAAGGGUCCAGCCACAGGAGCAGCCUCCAGCGCAGGUGUCAGUACAGCCACCAGAGCAGACCCAUGAGCAGCCUCAGACCCAGCCACAGGUGUCGUUGCUGGCUCCAGAGCAAACACCAGGUGUGGUUCAUGUCUGCGGGCUGGAGAUGCCACCUGAUGCAGUGGAAGCUGGUGGAGGCAUGGAAAAGACCUUGCCGGAGCCUGUGGGCACCCAAGUCAGCAUGGAAGAGAUUCAGAAGGAGUCGGCCUGUGGCCUAGAUGUGGGAGAAUGUGAAAACAGAGCGAGAGAGAUGCCAGGGGUAUGGGGCGCCGGGGGCUCCCUGAAGGUCACCAUUCUGCAGAGCAGUGACAGCCGGGCCUUUAGCACUGUACCCCUGACACCUGUCCCCCGCCCCAGUGACUCCGUCUCCUCCACCCCUGCGGCUACCAGCACUCCCUCUAAGCAGGCCCUCCAGUUCUUCUGCUACAUCUGCAAGGCCAGCUGCUCCAGCCAGCAGGAGUUCCAGGACCACAUGUCGGAGCCUCAGCACCAGCAGCGGCUAGGGGAGAUCCAGCAUAUGAGCCAAGCCUGCCUCCUGUCCCUGCUGCCCGUGCCCCGGGACGUCCUGGAGACAGAGGAUGAGGAGCCUCCACCAAGGCGCUGGUGCAAUACCUGCCAGCUCUACUACAUGGGGGACCUGAUCCAACACCGCAGGACACAGGACCACAAGAUUGCCAAACAAUCCUUGCGACCCUUCUGCACCGUUUGCAACCGCUACUUCAAAACCCCUCGCAAGUUUGUGGAGCACGUGAAGUCCCAGGGGCAUAAGGACAAAGCCAAGGAGCUGAAGUCGCUUGAGAAAGAGAUUGCUGGCCAAGAUGAGGACCACUUCAUUACAGUGGACGCUGUGGGUUGCUUCGAGGGUGAUGAAGAAGAGGAAGAGGAUGAUGAGGAUGAAGAAGAGAUCGAGGUUGAGGAGGAACUCUGCAAGCAGGUGAGGUCCAGAGAUAUAUCCAGAGAGGAGUGGAAGGGCUCGGAGACCUACAGCCCCAAUACUGCAUAUGGUGUGGACUUCCUGGUGCCCGUGAUGGGCUACAUCUGCCGCAUCUGCCACAAGUUCUAUCACAGCAACUCAGGGGCACAGCUCUCCCACUGCAAGUCCCUGGGCCACUUUGAGAACCUGCAGAAAUACAAGGCGGCCAAGAACCCCAGCCCCACCACCCGACCUGUGAGCCGCCGGUGCGCAAUCAACGCCCGGAACGCUUUGACAGCCCUGUUCACCUCCAGCGGCCGCCCACCCUCCCAGCCCAACACCCAGGACAAAACACCCAGCAAGGUGACGGCUCGACCCUCCCAGCCCCCACUACCUCGGCGCUCAACCCGCCUCAAAACCUGAUAGAGGGACCUUCCUGUUCCCCGCCUGCCUGGGUCCAGAUCUGCUAAUGCUUUUUAGGAGUCUGCCUGGAAACUUUGACAUGGUUCAUGUUUUUACUCAAAAUCCAAUAAAACAAGGUAGUUUGGCUGUGCA
Pongo pygmaeus (Bornean orangutan) is the source of this 4025-nucleotide messenger RNA. It is a transcript of the gene CIZ1, whose product is annotated as CDKN1A interacting zinc finger protein 1. Bases 1023 to 3893 code for a protein of 956 amino acids. Gene Ontology annotation, cellular component: nucleus. Lineage: Eukaryota; Metazoa; Chordata; Mammalia; Primates; Hominidae. Gene Ontology annotation, molecular function: nucleic acid binding; zinc ion binding. The record is from RefSeq and is a predicted model, not a curated record. The transcript is spliced from 17 exons.